GACCGGAGAAGUAAUCAGGCAGAUAAUGCAAUGGCCUUACGCGGUAAAACAUCUUUACUAAACGUUGGUUCGUAUAGUAGCGUGGGGUUUUUGCUUAUAGUGCUUGUAAUGGUUCUAAUACUUGUUUGGUCUAUGCCCGACAUCGAGCCCGUUGAUGGCAACAUACAUAUUUGUUUGCAGAAUAAUGGAUAUUUGCGCUGCACCGAAACGGUGACAAAUUUAAGUCAGAUUUUACAAAAGGAAGAUGAGAAUGUUUAUGCAAAAACGGCAAAGCAAGAUGCAGAAGAUACAAAAUCAUAUUUUAAUACUCACGUGAAGAUAGAGCUUAAGAAUGAUUACCUGGCUUCAAUUCCUGACAUGAAGCCCACAGCAAAACUCGUCGGCCAAAUAUCAAACCUAAAACAGGAGCCCCAAAGGCAAGAAAUGGAGUCCGUCGUGUCAUGGCUUAAUGGCAGGGAAUUAGACUACACUACCGGUUUCCUGAGAUACGGUGUCAGAUACCACAACGGUCGUCUGAUUGUACCACUCACGGGCACCUACAACAUAUACUCCUUUCUGAGUUUGACAGAAAGCAAUGACUACUCACCAGUACAACCUUCAGUUAAAAGCACCAAUCAGACGCUGGUAAAACAUGCGAUGUAUAAAUAUAAUGUAAAGAUUAGAAAAGAUGUGGAGCUAGCGUCCUCUCUUCAAACGCAUCGGGCAUCAAACGGUCGAAAUUUUAAUGCUUUCAGUUCUCAGAUCUCAACGUUGGUACAGUUAGAAGCAGGCGACGAAAUUUCUGUCAAAAUCAGCGAUAUCUCAUUAACGUCAUACCCCAGCGACAAUUUUCUUUGGGCUUCACAUGAUUUGACUUCUUGUUAGCAGCCAGCACAAUACAUGUCCAUCUAUUGGGCUGCGUGCACGUCGCGUGGAUGCUAACAACCGAACGCCCGAUCAACGCACUUGUUCUGCGUCAAAUUUUCUUCAAUGAAAUCCGUCCCACAUACAUCAGACAUAACAUUCUGAUUUAAAAAUAAACAUGAUUUAAUAAAUUAUAGACAAUAUUGCGUCAUAAAUCAGAAUUUAAAUGUUAAAAUAUUUAAAAACGAAAAUCUUCAUAAAAAUAUAAAAGCGAAAACAAGAGUGCUGUGUACUUUACAAUUUAAAAGAAACUUGAAUGUUUCAUAACGCACGUCAUGUCGCAUGAUUUAACAUGAAAGCGAUGUUGACGAAAGUAUUAUUUCACUUGAAUAUAUUGUAGUGGGCUUGCGUGAUUUUUGCAUUUCCACUAAUUGGUAGGUCUGGACAGUCGUGAAAGAAAUCUUGUUUAAAGUAAUCUUAAUCUUUGAAUUGAACUUUAUCCAUUUUCCAGAUACUCGCUUUUUACAUUAAAUAAACGUUCACAAGAGCGCAAAAUGAUUAGCUCCUCUGAACGCAACAAGAUUAUGUUAAGUUUUUGGUAUCGUUUCCUUUCAUUUGUCGUCGUCAGUUGAGGCUCGUCAACAUUUGCCAUGCGAACGAUACAAGAGGCCUUAUUUAUUGUAUUGAUCAUUAGUGUCGAUGAUAUAUCGGCUUAAUCGUUGGAUCACGUUGGAUCAAACACUAGGUAACUUGGUCAAAUUAAAGAAAAAAGCAUAUCCGAACUUGAGAACGAUAACAUCUCGCCGGAGAAAAAAGCUUGUCAAAAUUCUAGAUUCCACAUGUAUUGCAUAGUUUUUGUGAAAAUGGGUGAGUUAAAUGGGAUUUGAUGCAAUGUGUCCUUAAAUUUUGUUCUAACGAUUUCUAUGAUUUACAUGUGAUUCCCUUUAAACUGCUCAGAUAACGAAA
Messenger RNA from Dreissena polymorpha, 1809 nucleotides. RefSeq lists its product as uncharacterized. NCBI's taxonomy places the organism in Eukaryota, Metazoa, Mollusca, Bivalvia, Myida, Dreissenidae. Gene Ontology annotation, biological process: immune response. Bases 31 to 864 code for a protein of 277 amino acids. Gene Ontology annotation, cellular component: membrane. Gene Ontology annotation, molecular function: tumor necrosis factor receptor binding. The transcript is spliced from 4 exons. The record is from RefSeq and is a predicted model, not a curated record.